Laetiporus sulphureus 93-53 is the source of this 873-nucleotide messenger RNA. RefSeq lists its product as uncharacterized. The coding region runs from base 1 to 873 and encodes 290 amino acids. The transcript is spliced from 10 exons. Gene Ontology annotation, molecular function: peptidyl-prolyl cis-trans isomerase activity. NCBI's taxonomy places the organism in Eukaryota, Fungi, Basidiomycota, Agaricomycetes, Polyporales, Laetiporaceae. The record is from RefSeq and is a predicted model, not a curated record.
AUGUCACGUCUCAAGCAGUCCAAUGCGCCUGUGUCAAUGCAGGACCCGCCGGUUAAGAGCGGCCGUGUGAUUCCCUUCACAUUGAUUUGCAAUCAGGUCGAACAGCUGACACUGGACAUCACAUUCGCACUGUAUUUGCUUGUCUGGCAACUUUAUCGCUUCCGUCGACUCUUAGUCAAACGAUUCGCCUGCAAAACGUGCGCUAGGGUCGAGUCGCCAUUUGUGCCUCUGAAUGGUCCACAUUUCUCUGCUCAUCAUGAGGUGAAUGCCAUCCCUUCUACAAGUUUAGUGGGAGGCUCUUCGCCCGGGAAGGCAAUUUCAGAUCAACUUGGGCACAGCCCUUUCGGGGCAUUGCCUUCAUCACCUAUGCGCGUUGCAAGUCCAACUGAAGCGACAGGAGAUUCUGGCUCGAAGUCAUCCGUGGCAGCCUCACCGAUUCUGGUAAAGUCGCUGCCGGGCGUACCUCGUCGAUCGGUUAUGAGCACCAAGACUCUACAAGUGGAGGGACAUAUGCACUACGUGCAGUUGGCUGUGCCGCUGUUCAGUAAAAUCGUGAUCAAAGAUCUUCAGGGGUGCUAUCUUCAACUAGCGAACGAGGUCACAGUACAAUCUCGCAUGGAAGGAACACCGGGGAAGAUCACUUUGGGACAAGGCUUCAUCCUGCCUGGUUGGUACAGGUACAAGUAUUUGAUAACCUUCGCAGAGCUGACAGAGUCGUUCGCAGCAAUUGAUAGCGACAUCAUUGGUAUGAAAAUUGGAGGAUUCGGAGAUCGCGAACACGACGCCAUCCCACGCAAUAGUACUCUCUUCUUUCAAUGCAAGCUACUUAGCAUUCGCCAGUCGUAUACGGAUACAGGCUUAAUACCACUUUGA